Messenger RNA from Penicillium cosmopolitanum, 939 nucleotides. Its product is annotated as zinc-dependent alcohol dehydrogenase. The coding region runs from base 1 to 939 and encodes 312 amino acids. Gene Ontology annotation, molecular function: zinc ion binding; oxidoreductase activity. Lineage: Eukaryota; Fungi; Ascomycota; Eurotiomycetes; Eurotiales; Aspergillaceae. The transcript has 3 exons. The record is from RefSeq and is a predicted model, not a curated record.
AUGACGAAUUCUUGGAGCACGCUGCCCGCCCCAACGCCAGAGGGUCAAGUGGGUGGACAUGAAGGGGUCGGUCAUAUUGUCAAACUUGGUCCAGGUGCUGACACAGCAGGUGUCAAAAUCGGAGAUCGUGUUGGAGUUAAGUGGGUGUCUAGCACUUGUGGCAACUGUGAGCCAUGUCAAGCCGGAUCAGACGGUCUUUGUUUCAAUCAAGAGAUAUCGGGCUACUUCACCCCAGGGACCUUCCAGCAAUAUGUGCUCAGUCCGGCACAUUAUGUAUCGCCUAUUCCCGAUAGACUUGACUCUGCUGAAGCAGCGCCUAUGCUUUGCGCAGGAACUACUAUCCAUGCCGCCCUUAAGCGCAGCAAUGCUAGACCGGGACAAUGGAUAGUAAUUGCUGGUGCUGGCGGCGGACUCGGGCAUCUAGGAGUGCAGCUGGCUAGCCGGGGUAUGGGUCUGCGAGUAAUCGGUGUCGAUCACCCCAGCAAGGCGGACAUUGUCCUUUCAUCGGGCGCAGAGCAUUUUGUCGAUAUCACCCAGUUCUCUAAAAACGACCAAGGAGCAGCUAUCUCUUCCCACAUCAUAUCGCUGGCCGGCGGACUUGGUGCUCAUGCUGUCAUUGUCUGCACUGGUUCUGACCAAGCCUAUGCCAAUGCCCUGCGCUUUCUGCGUUUCAACGGCACGUUAGUGUGUGUAGGGAUACCAGAGCACGGAACACAGUCUAUCGAAUCUGCCAGUCCCGGUACGAUAAUCGGAAAACAAUAUAACAUAACUAGCUCGGCCGUUGGUAAUCGCCAAGAUGCCCUUGAAGUACUUGAUUUCGCUGCUCGUGGAAUCAUUAAGGCACGCGUACGCAUUGAAAGUAUGGAUUCACUGGCAACCGUCUUCCAAGAGAUGAAAGAGGGGAAAUUGCAAGGAAGAGUGGUGCUCGACUUACAAUAG